AGGGCCGGGGUUUCGAUUGACUAUACUCCUACUCUCUCUGGCGUGGUGAGCAGUAAGGCGUACCAGGCGUCAUGCAGUCCCGCGUUCUGGGCUGUUACCUGGCACUUGCGCCCCCGCCUGCUUUAACCUUGGCUUCGCUCACGGCGUUCCCUCUCUCUCCUCUCGCUCUGCUCUUUGGCCGCCCCUCGCCAUGUUCUCCUCCAAAGCAGAGUCCAAUUCACCCGAGUAUGCGCCCUUGGCGCUACACGACGAUGGCGAGGACUCCGUCGCAACUCUUGAAAAGCCCUCCCAGCUGCCCAAGCUUAUCCUCUAUUUCUCAUUCGCCCUAGCACUGCUAUCAGCAGUGAACGUCGCCCUCCUCCCCAUCACACUAUCAAGAUAUCAAGCCUACCCCUUCUCCGACUCCGAGCUCAAGGCACUCCCCUAUGGCGACGCUAGGCUGGGAUUGGAUAGGGCAGCGAGGAUGAUCCCCCCUCCCCAGGUCUAUCACCACGCUUGGCCGGAUAGGAUUGCACGGGUGAGCCGGAAGUUGAAGAACGCCGUGUGGGGUCAGGGGGUGCAGGUGUAUGUUACUGUCGAGGAUUCGGCAAUUAUGCGCUUCCCCAUCCCCUCCACAAGAGUCAACGCCUGCGCGAUCUCCUGGCGGCCGCCUCCCGAGUUCUCUGCGCGUGCCAAGGACAUCACAACCAAGGGGGAUAUAACGGAAAUCGAAGUCUGGCAGCUUAUCGCGCCCUCGGCCACCUCCGCCACUGUCUCUUCCAGUAUAGACGAACUCGACUAUGACACCUUAUCGUACUCGACCCUUCCCGUGCGUGGAGAGCUGCUCGGCGUGCUAGACCUCACAGCUAAGCCGAAUAGCACAACACUGGAGUUCGGAUGUCCCAGUGAGGCGGAGAGUCUGAUAGUGGAGAUGAGGUGCCAGCGCGUGGCGUGUCAUGUGAGCUUUAAGCAGAUUGAUAUGGCGCCGAACUUUGGGUUUGAGUUGGUGAGAAGGAGGAAAUGAGCGGGGCAGGGUGGCUAUGUAGCUUUCAAUCAGUGUCAUUGCUCACGUAGAAUGAAUCCC
Molecule: messenger RNA, 1063 nt
Organism: Dothidotthia symphoricarpi CBS 119687
Lineage: Eukaryota; Fungi; Ascomycota; Dothideomycetes; Pleosporales; Dothidotthiaceae
Exons: 2
Coding region: 191-1003 (270 amino acids)
Source: RefSeq, a predicted model, not a curated record